Centropristis striata (black sea bass) is the source of this 9785-nucleotide messenger RNA. RefSeq lists its product as uncharacterized. NCBI's taxonomy places the organism in Eukaryota, Metazoa, Chordata, Actinopteri, Perciformes, Serranidae. The record is from RefSeq and is a predicted model, not a curated record. Bases 581 to 9469 code for a protein of 2962 amino acids. The transcript is spliced from 48 exons.
UUUCACGAAGCCUGAAUGCAGCACAACAUUAGCUAUGUAGCCGGCUAACAAUGACAAACAAUGAGUAUCUAUUGAGUAUCUCUUAUUAUUUCGUACCAUAUGGCUUUAAAUUACAGCAGCGUUAAGAUUCCGAAUUACCAACACAGUGACACUGGCUACUUUAUAGCUCGUUAAUUACGGACUAAUAUGAUUAAUUUCAAGUUACAUCACAAUACUUCUGGUAUUAUUUGCUAACGUUAGCCACCAUAGCAUGUCCGCUAGCUUAAGGAAGCGGCCCCAUUGGUUCUAUAUUGCCAUGGUUAUCUUCCUCAGCAGAGACAGAGGAUGUCUAAUGAACGAGAAGAAACACACUCAACGGCACAAUAACAGUUUCUUUGCUGCCCCCAUGUUGUGAGCUACAGCCCCUGCUGUCAGGAGAGAAAAAGAAGAAAGAAGAAGAGUUCUUUAUUAAUCCCACAAUGGGGAAAUUCAACCUCUGCAUUUAACCCAUCCUUUUUUACACACAAGUGAACACACCAUGCAAGGAGCAGUGGGCAGCACAUUACUGUGAAAAGUCAAGAUGCACUGACAGAGUCACAACAUGAUGCAAGCAUCAAUCAGAAUGGAGAAGACGGAGAAGGUUCUGGAGGAGAUAGUGGACAUGGUGGAGCAGUGCCCAGAUGGGAUCCCCCUCAAAAAGAUAGCUGUAUUCUACAACCAGGCAUACCACAAGAACCUGACUUUAUCUUUCCUGGGCUUCAACUCCAUGGCUAGCCUGGUAGCCCAUCUGGACAGGGAUCUGGUUGUGAAGGGGGAGCUGGUGUUUUCCAGGAAACAUCUCCGGGAUAGUCAGGCUCGAGCUAAAGUUGGGGCACCAGCAAAAGCUACAAAAGACAAUGAGAAGAUUGAGAAGGUUCUUAAAAACAUUGUGGCCAUGAUAAAAGAACACCCAGAUGGGAUUCCUCUGAAGAAGGUGGCUAUAGUCUACAGCCAGGAAUACCACCACAACCUGACCCUAGCCUCUUUGGGCUUCAAAACUAUUUCUUGCCUGGUAGAAUCAUUGAAGGGAGAUCUAGUUGUAAGGGGGGAAGUGGUGUUCCACAAGAUCCACCAGCAUUCAAAUCAGCCUGGGAAGCCAGCAAAAGCCUCCAGCAGACCUGCAACACCACAGACAACUGAAACACUUACUGGAAAGAACAGCCCAAGCCCAAGUGUUACAGUUCCACAGGCGGAUGUCAGCUCUCACCAUAUGCCUCCCACUCAAGCAGGAAUCAACCUUUUAGGUUCUCCUUUGAUUCCUACUGCUACAUUGUUCUCCACCCACUCUCUCCCCGUUAACCCACUCCUGACUGCAGCCAAGCCGGCUGAGAAAUUGACCCAACAGCAGCUGUACAAGAGGGUCCUAGAGGUUCUGGAUAAGAACAAGCUGACUGCUCCAUCAAUGGACCAACUACAAACCUGCUAUUUUCAACAGUUUGGCGAACAGCUUCCAAUCCAACAGUACAUGUCUCUGUAUGACAGCUGGGAAGCUAAGAAGACUCCACCUGAACCAGCAGCAGAGCCUCUGAAAGUCGUGUUGCAGACACCUGCAGUAGCACAGGAUCUUACGAGGGAGCCCACAGAAGAACAUCAGCAACUUCCUGUGUCCAACUUCCUCUCUGGCUCUGACUUUCCAGCACUGGGGGCAGACGUGAGCUCGACCAAAGAGAAGAAAAGCAAAAUUCGAGAGGCACCCAAGAGAGACGGAGGUGCUGCCGUCUUUAGAGAAGCCUAUCACGCCCAGCUGAGAGAGGUCCAUGGAGCUAAUAUGCGAGCAGUGGAGGCGAUGGAGGAGGAUGCUGAGGAACUCACAGGGAGGAGGAGGAACAGAGUCAUGGAUCAAGAUUCGGUCAACAGUCUGAUGGAAGAUGUGAUACGACAGAUAGCUGCAGAGGGAGAGCUGGUCACCAAAGAGAAGGUGAUAUCCAGGGUGUGCAGGCUGAUGCAGAUUCCCUCUUUGGAUGCAGGAAGGAUAAAACCCUGGCAUAUUCCAGCUCUAAAAGACCUUCAGUACAUCAUGAGAGAGGUCAACAUGUUCAUAGAGUCAGUGGAAGCAGUGUCAUCCAUCUGCACCCUGUAUGAGCUGGGCCAGUCGCUGGCUGCCCUGAAGGACAAGAAGCAUUAUGAAGAACUGAACCUGGGGCCCCUCUGCAAACUCCCCCUCGUCCACCGCAUGUUCAAGAUCGACGGCAACACGAAGGAUGAUGACAUCCACCAGAUCGAGACAAUUGACAUCUUAAAGCAACUUCGUGUUUUUAGAAAACAGCAGUCGAAGCCAAAAGUCGACCUGGCUGAGUUCAUGAAGUAUCUGGCCGACCACUACAACUGUGACUCUCCCUACGAGCUGGGCAUCAGGAUACACAGCGUCGGGCUGCCCAUAGCGACCUUAAUAAAGGUGUCUCGAUGUGAGCACCUCAACAUGGAGAAAGCCAGGGAGGUCAUCCAGAAAGAGCUGGAGGAGGAGACCCACGAGCGGCUCAGAAAGAUAAAGAGGAGCGUGUUAGAGCCGGUGCAAGGAGCAGGCUCCUUCUCCUCCGCAGGCAGCUUAGACCUCAGGAAAAAGUACGCUUCCAUGCCGGCAGCCGAGGUAGUGCUGGAGGUCUUCACAAACGCAAAGGGGGUGUUCAGUCCCAGGAUGGCGAAGCACAUCGAGAGCUUCCUGCUGCAGGUGUCAGGUAACCGGCUGACAACGGCUCUGUUUCAGCUGGCCAUCUGCGGAGGCUCGCUGGCUGUCCCACAGGACCUGGUGCCCAAAGAGAAGGCAUCCAACACCAGCGAACAAACGAAAACCGAGAACAAACCCACCACAAACCUCCCCAGCGAAGCCAAAGUGAAGCAGUACCUUAAGGACAGCCUGUCCUCUCAGAACACAGCCAUCACUUUGGCCCACAUGGCCUCUUUGGAGAGGAAGUUGGCCAAACACUUCCAGGUCAAAGAUUUCCUCUCUUUAGAGCAAGGCAACUUUAUGGAGUUCCUGGUGAAAAACAUUCAGCUGCUGCAGGAAACACUGGGGUCUUCUUUGAUUCUGAGCAGUGGCAGCAUGGACCUUGCCGGCAGUGGUUUCAGACCCACCAGACAAGAUGUGUUUGAGUUCAUCAAACAGUGUGGUGACAUCACGCCCACUGAUCCAGAUGAACUCUCCCACAUUGAGUCAGCACUGAGAUCCCACUACAGGGUCCGAGACAGUCGUGAUCUGGGCUACGGCACUCUGCCAAUGCUCGCUGGCCUGGUCCAACGCCAGAGGGAGCUGGCUGGAGGAGGACUGAGCCAGGUCUACUACGAGUCAGCGCUGUUUGCCAAACACAGCAAAUCAAGUGGUGACGGUGGGUGUGAGGCAGUGGGACUCCUGGGUGAGAUGUCCAAGGCCCGGGCCCUGGCCAGCUUGCUCUCCUGCCCUCUGCUGGAGGAUUUAAAUGAGUGGAGCCAAUGGGAGCUGAUCUUCAAACCCCUUCAUGGCUCCCUCAGAGAGUUCAUCGAAAGAAACGCAGCUAAUACAGGCCUGGCAGCGUUGGAGGUGACACCAGGUUUGCUCCUCAGGAUCACCACACACACAGGAGACAAACAUUUCUCCAGUGCCACGAUGACCCUCGACCCUGUUGGCACAGCUGGCCACCUUGUGUCCAUGGUGGCAGCUUAUGGGAUCGGGCAUGUUCCCAAAGACCUCCUGGCCAAUUACAUGGAGAGCUCCCUGGCAGCAGCUGUGCCUAAAGAAGAUUUGUCCCAGGCUGAGGAGGAUGUGUUAUGUUACAGCAGAGUGGCCAAAUUCCUCUUGGACUGUUUGACACGAAUCCCCACUAGAACCUGCCAGGCUCUUCUGCAGCAGGUGUUCUUGGAGCCUUUCUCUCGUGUCUUGGGCAAAGCCAAGUCCAAGCAGGUCCUGAUCGCUGUGGCCCAGUCUGAUCCGAGGCACAUGAACUGUCUGCAUCGGCUGGGCAUCCUCCUGGGGAUCACAGACUGGGUCAAAGACUACCAGAAAAAACUGAACCCACCACAGAGCCAAAACUGCAACAUGCACCCAGCACCUGUGGAACAGGCCAAGUCUAAUUUGAUAGAUUCUGAGAGCAGCAGUCUGUCAGCUCUAAAUAUGAGUGAAGACGAGUAUCUUGAGGACAACAUCAUGGACAGCAGCUUUGCUUCCUCCCAUCUCAACCAGAGUCUACAACAAGUCAACGGCGAGCAGGACGUAGUGGUUGAGGAGGGAGAGGACGGAGAGGAGCUGUAUGAGUUGACCUCUCUACCGAACGGAGAGACAUCCGACGUGAGCAGCGAAGCUGAAGGAGGCCAGGACGAGGAGCAGUCAGAAGUGUCUGAUUCUAAUGAAAAGGAUGACGCAUUAGACCUCCAGAGAACGAUCAUUGAGGACAUCAGGAAGAGCGAGUUUGGUAUUGGUGUAGAACUGACUGCUGAAGGCCAGAAGCUGCUGCGGGGCCAACAGGAGAGGCUGGGCCGCAGCUUAGACCGCCUCUCCACCGAACUCUAUAGCAAAGACACACACUUUGUCCUGGAACUCAUUCAGAAUGCUGAUGACAACAGUUACCCGUCAGAGGCUGGGGUCGUCCCAGCGCUGGCCUUUGUGGUGGAGAGAGACAGCAUCAUCAUCCUCAACAAUGAGACCGGCUUCCAGGAGAGGAACAUCAGGGCCAUCUGUGAUGUGGGCCAAAGCACCAAGGGCAAACACAAAUACGGAUACAUCGGUCAAAAGGGCAUCGGCUUUAAAUCGGUGUUUAAAGUCACAGACUGUCCUGAGAUUCACUCCAACGGCUUCCACUUGCGCUUCGACAAGAACUGUGGACCCAUGGGAUACAUUCUCCCCCACUGGGCUGAAGAUGAGAGGCCUCUGGACACGCAGCUGAAGGACAUAAAUCAGCACAGGUGGACCACUAAGAUCUCCCUCCCUCUGCGCUCAGAGAGCCAUCAGACCAGAAACCUGUUUCAUGACGUGCACCCCUCCCUGCUGCUCUUUCUGCACCGCCUGCGCUGCAUCUCCAUCUACAAUCAGAGUGAGAACCGUGUUGUGACAAUGACUCGCAAAGACCUGAGUCACAGUGUGUUAGAGGUGGAGCACACAGAGGGAACUGAGCGCUGGCUAGUGGUCAAAACUAUGCUGCAACCUAAGAAGAUCAAAGAGAAAUCAAACGUUGAGUCCACCGAGCUCGCCCUGGCUUUCCAGCUUGACAGCGGCAUCACAGAGAGUGACCUUGUGUGUCAGCCACAGAAACAACCUGUGUUUGCUUACCUGCCCCUUCGCAGCUUUGGCUUCCGUUUCAUCAUCCAAGGUGACUUUGACAUCCCUUCCUCUCGAGAAGAUGUUGACAGAGACAGCUCAUGGAACCAGUGGCUUCGCUCUGAGAUCCCACAGCUCUUCCUCCAAGCCAUGGAUGUCUUCUCUGAUCACCCCGAAUUCAAGGGGCUGAAGGGCCUCUGCCAGUUCCUGCAGUUUAUCCCCCUGCCUGAUGAGGUGUUGGACUUCUUCAAGCCUGUUGCCGGGCAGAUUAUUCAGAUGCUCAAGGGCAAGGCAUUCCUGCCUACACUCAGCUCAGAUGGCAAGGUUGUGUACAAGCUGCCGUCCCAAGUGGCCGUCUGUCAGGACGCCGUGAUCCGCAACGUUAUUGGCGCAGACGAGCUGGAAAGGCAUCUGUCUCUGUCCUAUCUCCAUCCGGGUUUGAGCCCUGCCCCACCCACCUCCCUGCUCACUCACCUAGGAGUCCGACACCUGCGGGGAUCUGAUGUUACCACGGUAACCACAGCCAUGGCUAAGGAGUUGAUGCAAGGCAUCCAUUCAGAUGGAGGCCUGCAUCAGCUGGCCAAGCUGCUGGUUUGCAACUUCCGAGCUCUGGAGCACGGCUACGGAGAGGCAGACUCCAUCUUGCAAAGCCUCAGAGAUCUACCCAUAAUCCCCCUGGCUGACGGACGUAUGGUGGCACUAAACGGGGAAGGAGUGUUUUUUCCAUUGGAGGAAACCAAGACCAAAAAACAGAAGAAAGCUCAAGCUCAGACAGGCCCUCUAUCUGCAUUGUACAAGGAUGUAAAUGUAGUUCACCCUUCUCUGCUGAGCUGUGUGGAGGCUCUGGAAAGUCAGCAGGUUCGGGAGCUGUUAAGAAGGCUUGGAGUUCACGAACUGGAGCCUCAAGAGCUGCUGGAGCAGCACAUCUACCCUUCAAUAAAGAGCAACAAAUGGAAGUCGAAGCCAGAGGCAGUGGUGGUGAGUUACUUGGUCUUCAUCAAGCUGCAUUCCUCCUCCAGUCAGGAGUACUCAGACACUGCAGUACCCGUCCUCACCAGCAGGGGUCUGCUCUGCCCAGCCAAUGAAAGAGUGCACUUCUCUGAAGAGUACGGCAACAUGAACCUGCCAGAGAAACUACCUGGCUGUGAUUGGAUCUUGCUUGAUCCCUGCUAUGUGCAGACUGACGGCGAUGUGACAGGAUGGAGAGAGCUUUUCAGCAAACUAGGAGUCAGAGAUGGGCUCAUCAUGCGCAAAGAGAGACAAACACUCACUGCUAAAGACCUGGCCUCCAGUCCCUGGGCAGCGGAAAGUGCAAUGUGGCACCAAAAUCCAGGAGAGGGCUUUGUGCUCGAUGACUACCCCUGCGAGGAGUUUCAUGCCCUGGCCACGGCCCAGCUGCCUGGCCACCUCCUCCUGAAGCAGAGAAUGGCUUUGCUGGAACUGCUGGCGACCAACUGGGACACAGGACACCACUACUCUCAGUACCUCAAAGCUCAGCUGAUUGACAGAGAUGGACAUCCACUCAAAAGUACCAAGUCCUCCUUCUACCACUUCCUGCAGCAUCUUGAAUGGGUGCCAGCAUAUCGUCCACUGGAAGGAGACAAGGAUCCAGAGAGAAAGUACCUCCGUCCAAACUCGGUGUACCUGACCUCUCCUGAGGUCACCAGCCUGCUGGGAACUCAUGUCAGUUAUGUUAACAUAGACCCCAGCGAGUUCACCAAAGCUCUAGGAAUGAGACAAAAUAUCUCAGUGGAUGCUCUGAUCAACUACCUGAAGGAGUGGUGUGUCAAACCCGAAGCAGACGACCAGGAGCAGAGACCACCAGGGGACGAGUUAGAGGGGGCAAAUUUCACUUCCACUGUUGAGCACAUCCACAACGUCUACAACUACCUGGAUAAUAACUGUCCCCAGAACACCCUGAAGGAUUUGUUCCAGCGUUACCCUGCUGUAUUCAUAGAGUACAACCGGCCAAGUGAGGGGUGGUGCUCGGGACGUUUCUACCACUUGAAGGAGGUGUGCUGGAGCGACACGACCACGCUGUUCAAGCGAUACAAACCGCUGACUCAGGCAGCAGAUAGCCCCGUCCAGCCGCCCGUAUUCCUGGCUCCAUUCUACAACCCACUGGAUGGCAUGAAAGUGUUCUUCACCCGACUGCUGAAUGUGGAUCUCGGUCCAAAUAUGAAGCAGUAUGUGGGUUUGCUGGAAGUGAUCUGUUCAUCGUCUCCCAUACCAACUGCUGAAGUGCUACAGGAUGUGUCGGUGCUCUAUGCCAGACUUGCUCAAAAGUGUAAAAUCCCAGUAUCUGGUGACCAGGAAAACAUCCCUCAGAAACUCAAUCCCAGCUACUGUUCCACCUUGAAGGGCAUGGUGUCUGAUAAGAGGGUCUUCCCCACAAAGGACAACACGUGGGUGAGUCUGGCACGCAGACCCAUGAUCGCUGACAACAAAGAGCUGGAAAAGGUCUUUAAACCUCACAAGCAGGUCUGUCUGCUCAACCUGCCACCAGCAGAGAAGACCACUCCCAAGAGCAAGACUGGCAACUUUGGACAACGAGCUAACACGGUACUUGCCUUCGAUGAGAUGGACCGGUUUUUGUUCAUGGAGAUCUGCGGGAUCCGUCAGCUGACCCAGUGUGUCAAGACCGAGCCUCAGACUGAGAGCCUGAGACCCUGUCCGUCCAUGCAGAAAAUGGUGCACUUUGUGAUACCCUACAUCCAGAGGUUCCUGUACCACCACGAUGAGCUGGCUGAAGUCUAUUCAGAGCUGAUUGACAACAACAUCGGAGAGAAAAUCAAGCGACUUUACUUCGGACAGGUGGGUAAGCUGUACAUUCGCUACCAGCUGGAUGUUGCAGACAGUGAGGAUGCGCUGGUGGAGCUGCAGGAUGUUAUCUGUCUGCUGAAGGACGAGAAGGAGCUCUACAUCCAGAAAGAUCACCUCCAUGCCAGGCUGGACAUCUGCAGGGAGCUGGUGAAACUGUUCUGCACAGAGAGCAGCCACAGAAAAGAGCUGAUGCAUUUCCUGAGUGGCCUGAUAACCUCUGUCGAUGACGCAGCAUCUCUGAAGAGAUUCUUAGGCAAGGAGGACAUCAGAGAGCUGCCCAGUGAGGAGGAGCUGUGGGAGGUCCCAGAGCCGCCCAAACCAGAGAAUAACCUGGAGAGAGUUCUAUCCAGGAGUUACUCCUCCAUGAGCUCCCAGGAGGAGCCUCCUCGCCCACAGGACGGGGAAGAGACGCUGGUCUGCUGGCCUCCCCGAGCAUCUCUACUGAAUACAGGAGCCAGUCGCACAGGUCAGGCAGAUAGCAGUGUGGUAGACGCCGUGAUGAAGAUGUGGCCCCCUCCAGCUGGGCCUAAAGACAGAGACCCAGAAAAGGACGCCGUCAACAGAGGAAGCGGCCAUGUCCCAGUUCCCCAGAGUCCCAGCAGCAGCUACGAGGGCAGCCAGCCAAUCAGGAGCAGCAGCAGACUGACAGAGCAGCCCGGACUUCAGAGAGUCCUCAGCAACCCUGCAGCUACGCCACGGCCUCCAGAGCACAGUCAACAGAGUGGAACCAGCAAGUGUGACAGAGCUGAGAAUGGAGAGGAGAGUCUCACAGCUCCCAGACCAGCAGCCAGUCCUCCAUCUGCACAGCCUGCUGAGACGACCAGCGACCAGCCUGCUCCAGACAGCCUAGCCGUCCCUGAGGCUGUGGUGCUCUCCGGUACGUUUCAGGGGGCUGCAGAGACUCCGCGUCCUCCUCUGAACCUCGUCUGGAACAAAGCCCAGCCUCCACAGCCCACACUGGAGGACAUGGAGCUCACCUGCCAGAGACCCAGCACCGUGGUGAUAUCAGAGGACCAGAUGGACGUGGCAGAGAUCGGCGAGUGGGGGGAGCAGCUGGUCGACUCCUUCCUGUGCCACUGGAGAGACAGCGGCGACCCGGGGCGACCCACUGACGUCCUGUGGUGCAACCGGAGCGGAGAGAGCGGCCAGCCGUACGACUUCAAGCUGACUUUCGCAGGAGGGCCGGGGGUGGUGUACGUGGAAGUGAAGUCAACGAUAAAGAAAGAGAAGUCGUUCAUCCACAUGUCUGCUAACGAGCUGGACUUUGCACUGAAGGAGAAGGAGCGAUAUCACGUCUUCAGAGUGUACAGCGCAGGAGACGCCCAGAACGUCCGUCUGUGUCGCAUUCAGAAUCUGGCACAGCAUCUCCACACCAAAGACCUGGCUCUCUAUCUGUUUGUAUAAGUCCUUUGUAAGUUUGUGGAGAUAUUUGCACUAUUCCUACACACACCACAAUGACGUAUAUUCUUAAAUCUGCCUUUUUAAGUUGUUCCUAACUGCACUGAUUUCAGUUGUUUUAAAUGUGCCCAUUUUGCCUGCUAAUGAGAAAUAAUUCACAUUCCUUUUUUAUUUUUCCUCAAAUAAACUACACUGUUUUUAGUAUGUGUACAAUUUUAAAGUGGUCAUUUGACAUACUGAAUGUUUCUACCUUUUUAAAUUCCCCCUACCUCAGUUUUACUCUCGCAUUCCUUUGGAAUAAAAUCUUUUUCUGUCAACUGAA